GGGGUCUGUCGACUCGAAUGCCUCAGCUCAAUUCCCCUCGUUCUUUCAACAUUCUGAGCUCGCCUCUCAAGCUUAGGUGCUGGUUGCCUAGCUUGUUUGAAUCGCAUUCUCUCUUCACGAUCCAUUGAUUCACGACUUACGUUCUCCUUCGACUUCUCUCCCUUCCCCUCCUAUCCCUUCCUCAACUAGUCACGAUGCGCACGUCUACUAUCCUCCCUCUCCUCAUUGCUGCUGCGUCCCUCGCGCCGUCGUUCGCUUUUCCUCUUGCUCCUACCCAGGCCCCGGAGACACCUGCAGGCUCUGCGCCUAUGGAUGGCGAGCACCCAGAGCAAGUUGGCCCGAUGGGACCCGGUACCGCAUCGCCCCACCGUUCUGCCGCACACAUGCACGCUACCGGCGAACAUGCACAGGCGGCUCACAAGAGUGGCCAGAGAUACGGACAACGCAAGCACGGCAAGGGACAGCACAAGUACGGCGAGCCUGACCUCCGCGGCUCGUACCGUCACACGGGGCAGCGUCGCCCUCAGCGCGGCACCGCCGCUCAGGGUCAGGGUCAGGGUCACCACAUGAGCACCGUCGGCCACGACGAUGCUGCUCAGCACCCCGCCCGCCCCAGCGCCACCCAGGAUCAAACUCAGCCUCAGCCCGCAGGUGUUUCCAGCCAGCCAGCCCAAGCCCGCGCUUUCGAGGAAGAAGAGCUGUAUGGCCGUGACUUCGAUGAGGAGCUCUUCGCCCGCGCAUUUGUGGACGAGCUCGUCGCGCGUAAGGUCAACUGGGGCAAGGUCGGAAACGUCGUGGGCGACAUAGCUAGCGUCGCGAAGUUCAUUCCCUUUAAGCGCGAAGACUCCGAAGAGAUCCUCGCUCGUGCAAUUGAGGACGAGCUCAUGACACGCAAGGUGAACUGGGGCAAGGUCGGAAACGUCGUGGGCGACAUAGCGAGCGUCGCGAAGUUCAUUCCCUUCAAGCGCGAGGACGAUGAACUGCUCGCUCGCGCAUACGAGCUCAUGAUGGCGCGUGACGCCAUGGUCAUCGACGAGCUGGACUGAGCGACUGGAGCACAUUGAUAUCGGAUGGACACAGAGGACAUCGAGUUGAACCUGUAGGUGUACUACAGUGUGAUAAGUCAAUCGUCGUGUAGACUUCGUAGAAUGCGAUUGUUAUUAUCAUGGAUUCGGUAGCCAUUCCCAUGAGUCAUAUCGUAUAUCCAAAAGUACCUAUGCGCGUGUCAC
Molecule: messenger RNA, 1229 nt
Organism: Rhodofomes roseus
Lineage: Eukaryota; Fungi; Basidiomycota; Agaricomycetes; Polyporales; Fomitopsidaceae
Exons: 3
Coding region: 195-1046 (283 amino acids)
Source: RefSeq, a predicted model, not a curated record